Sphaeroforma arctica JP610 is the source of this 948-nucleotide messenger RNA. RefSeq lists its product as hypothetical. Gene Ontology annotation, cellular component: U1 snRNP; spliceosomal tri-snRNP complex; SMN-Sm protein complex. The record is from RefSeq and is a predicted model, not a curated record. NCBI's taxonomy places the organism in Eukaryota, Ichthyosporea, Ichthyophonida. Bases 120 to 491 code for a protein of 123 amino acids. Gene Ontology annotation, molecular function: RNA binding. Gene Ontology annotation, biological process: spliceosomal snRNP assembly; RNA processing. The transcript is spliced from 4 exons.
CUGGAGCGGGGUGUGUAGCGUCACACAGACCUACACACAUACACGCGCACAAGUACAGGGUACAUGAUAAAUAGGCUCACCGGGAUUUGUCACACCUCGAUUAUACUACACCUGUCACCAUGAAACUAGUAAGAUUCCUUCAGAAGAUCAACGGCGAGUCCGUGUCAAUAGAGCUGAAGAAUGGCACCAUCGUCAACGGCACCAUCACAGGCGUGGAUGUGAGCAUGAACACCCAUUUAAAGGCCGUUAAAAUGACUGUCAAAGGCCGUGAGCCCGUUAACCUGGAGACCCUCAGUGUGCGUGGCAGCAAUCUGCGAUAUGUCAUCUUACCCGAUGCCUUGCCCUUAGAUACAUUACUCGUAGACGACACAUACAAGACCAAGACUAAAAAAGCCAAGGAGAACGCCAUGCGAGGUGGACGCGGAGGAAUGCGAGGGCGAGGUGCGCGUGGCAGAGGCAGAGGUGACCGAGGAGGCCGUGGCAGACGCUAAGGGCCACUACAUGUGCUUCGCCGGCUUAUUGUAGCAGGCAGAGCGUAUGAUAUUUGGACCCCAAAAGCAGCUGUUGUAGAUCCGAUGCGCAUCUAAAACAUCCCGUCCGAGCUGAAACAACCACAACAUCGAUGGAUUGUAUUCUCUUAUCUACAGCCACUCUAGUUGCAUGCGUUGGGAGAUGGUCAGGCGCGUGGCCAAGCAAGUACACACAAGGCCAUGCGCAAACAUGCAUAUAUGGGAUCCACACAAUUUGUGGCUAGAGCUACCUGAAAAUUCUAACUAUCACACAAAUAAAGCAACAGCACAGCGACAAGAGACGCUGUCACAGCGCCACACCGCAACCUGCGAUGGCUGUGGAGAGGGCGUCUCUCCGGUGUGGUAGCUGUGUGGGGUGGGUGGGGUCUGAUCUGCAAGUGUAACACAAUUGAUAAUAAACUAUGUUAUCUAAUCCUUC